This is a messenger RNA of Loxodonta africana (African savanna elephant), 4714 nucleotides long. RefSeq names its product membrane integral NOTCH2 associated receptor 1 (gene MINAR1). Lineage: Eukaryota; Metazoa; Chordata; Mammalia; Proboscidea; Elephantidae. The record is from RefSeq and is a predicted model, not a curated record. The coding region runs from base 963 to 3719 and encodes 918 amino acids. The transcript has 3 exons. Gene Ontology annotation, cellular component: plasma membrane. Gene Ontology annotation, biological process: negative regulation of cell population proliferation; negative regulation of TOR signaling.
UUUUAAGGAAAUGCCAAAUUGAUUUCCAAAGUGGUUGUACCAUUUGACAUUCCCACCAGCAGUGUAUAAGUGUUCCAAUCUCUCCACAGACUCUCCAACAUUUAUUAUUUUGUGUUUUUUUGAUUAAUGGCAGCCUUGUUGGAGUGAGAUGGAAUCUCAUUGUAGUUUUAAUUUGCAUUUCUCUAAUGGCUAAUGAUCAAGAGCAUUUCCUCAUGUAUCUGUUAGCCACCUGAAUGUCUUCUUUAGUGAAGUGUCUGUUCAUAAUCUUUGCCCAAUUUUUAAUUGGGUGGUUUGUCUCUUUGUGGUUGAGUUUUAGCAGAAUCAUAUGGAUUUUAGAGAUCAGGCACUGGUCGGAGAUGUUGUAGCUGAAAAUUUUUUCCCAGUCUCUAGGUGGUCUUUUUACUCUUUUGGUGAAGUCUUUAGAUGAGCAUAGGUGUUUGAUUUUUAGGAGCUCCCAGUUAUCUGGUUUCUCUUCGUCAUUUUUAAUAAUGUUUUGUAUUCUGUUUAUGCCUUGUAUUAGGGCUCCUAAUGUUGUCCCUAUUUUUUCUUCCAUGAUCUUUAUCGUUUUAGACUUUAUGUUUAGGUCUUUGAUCCAUUUGGAGUUAGUUUUUGUGCAUCGUGUGAGGUAUGGGUCCUGUUUCAUUUUUUUUGCAGAUGGAUAUCCAGUUAUGAAGGCUAUGAAUAUUUUUAAGACCCUUAAUACAUCUUAGGGUGUCAUUAAAAAGUAUUUCCUUGUAUUUCUUUCAUUUCGGUGCUUUUUUUUCUUUUUUAAAAAAUUGCCAUAAAAAUAUAGAUAACACAAAAUUUCCAAUUCUUGUAUUUCUUUAUGUAGUUCAUAAGAAGCUUGACCUAAACCUCCACUUGUUUUUAUAACCCUCUUUCCCUCUGUCUUUUUUGAUAUUGUCAUUGCAGAACUGGCCCAAAGUUUCAGUGUAGUCAGCAAACCUUUGAAAUUCUAAAUCAUGGAGACCAAUCAGGAAACUUCUCUCUUCUUGGUGAAGAUCUUGGAGGAGCUGGACAGCAAGCAAAACACCGUGUCCUACCAGGACCUGUGCAAAUCCCUGUGUGCCCGCUUUGAUCUGUCGCAGCUCGCCAAGCUGAGAAGCGUGCUCUUCUAUACGGCUUGUCUCGAUCCCAAUUUUCCAGCCACGUUAUUCAAAGACAAGAUGAAAUGCACCGUGAAUAACCAGCAAUCAAAGAAAAUCAUGGUGGCCGCGGACAUUGUGACUAUAUUCAACCUGAUCCAGAUGAAUGGGGGAGCCGCCAAGGAGAAGCUGCCUACCAGCCGCCAGAAAGUCCGCAAGAAGGAGUCGUCCUUCGAGUCGUGCCGCUCGGACACCGAGAUCUGCCAUGUGGCCGAGUGCGAGCCCCUGAACUGCGAGCUGAACGAGCGGCCUUUCAGCCGGGGCUACCCCACCCGGCAGUCGUCCAAGUGCCGGAAGAUGGACUGCAAGGACUGCCCGCAGUUUGUCCCUGCGUCCGAGCCCAACUUCUUGUUGGGUGUCAGCAAGGAGGUGAAAAACCGAGCGGCAUCCCUGGACAGGCUGCAGGCCCUGGCCCCGUACUCGGUCGGCAGCCCCCAGCCCUGCGAGAUGCAGAGAACCUAUUUCCCCAUGAACAUUGAGAACGAGUCCAUUUCGGAUCAGGACUCCCUGCCCAUCAACCCGGGCAUCAAGGAGACUUUCAUUUCCAACGAGGAGCCUUUCGUGGUCCAGUCCUGUGUCCAGAAAAGGAACAUUUUCAAAGAGGACUUUCACAAUCUGAUGACGGUGUCCCCGGGUUUGGUAUGCCCCGCUAGUAAAGCAGAGGGUGAGCAUGGGGAGCCCCAGAGUCGAAAGGAGCCUCACAAGCCGCCCUUCUUUAACCACAGCUUUGAAAUGCCCUACAACAGCCAGUACCUGAACCCCAUGUAUUCUCCGGUUCCUGACAAAAGGCGGGUGAAGCAUGAAAGCUUAGAUGACCUUCAAACGUCUACGUAUUUCGGUCCCACCCCAGUGGUGGGAGCCCAGGAAGCCCGGAGGUGUCCCGGGAGGCCAAGCAAGCAGACCCCCUGGCCAGCCAAAAGCUGGAGCCUAAACACCGAAGAAGUCCCUGACUUUGAACGGUCCUUUUUCAAUAGAAAUCCCUCUGAGGAGAAGCUCCGUUACCCCAAUUCCAGCAGCCAGUCCCCCAAUUUUCCAGGCCCAGACAGGCGCCAAGCUUACCUCUCACCAAAGGAGCAACCGCAGAUGCUGCCUGUUGGCUACGCAGCAAAAACCAACGGGCUCAAAUCUAAAGAGAUCCCGUCCCCCGUGGACCUGGACAAACACGAACCGGUCAAAAAAUUUAAGGACAAGAGCAUCAGCUGCACCAGCGGGCAGCUCAGCUCAGACACCAGUAGCGUGGGCACCCAGACAGAGCAGCACGCGCUGGAGCCCAAGAAAUGCAAAGACGUGAGCGCCUCCGGCCAGGGCAAGUACAGCGACAGACACGCCAUGAAGCAGUCAGACGAUGACUCGGAGAUCGUCAGCGAUGACAUCAGUGACAUCUUCCGCUUUCUGGAUGACAUGAGCAUCAGUGGCUCCACCGGGGUGAUACAGUCGUCCUGCUACAACAGCACGGGGUCCUUGUCUCAGCUUCCUAAGUCAGACUGCGACAGUUCACCGGAGCACAGCCUACCCAAGAUGGCCAACGGGGUCCCCAACAGCAAGGGGGACCAGGGCAACCGGCCUGAAAACCACCACCACUCGGAAGAAGAGCUGAAGACCAGCGUGUGCAAACUGGUGCUCAGGAUCGGAGAAAUUGAACGGAAGCUCGAAUCGCUGUCCGGUGUCCGCGAGGAGAUCUCCCAGGUCUUGGGCAAGCUAAAUAAAUUGGAUCAGAAAAUGCAGCAGCCCGAGAAGGUGAGUGUGCAGAUCGAUCUGAACUCCUUGACGAGCGAGGCUCCAUCCGACGACAGCGCCUCCCCGCGGAUGUUCCGUGCGCACAAUGGCUCCCACGGACCCAAGCUGGAGAACAACGCCGACUGGUGCUGCUCUGACGCGAGCGGAAGCAACAGCGAAAGCCUGCGUGUCAAGGCCUUAAAAAAAAGCCUCUUCACCAGGCCGUCCUCUAGGUCCCUGACCGAGGAGAACAGUGCCACGGAAUCCAAGAUCGCCAGCAUCUCCAACUCCCCCCGAGACUGGCGCACCAUCACCUACUCCAACCGCGUGGGUCUCCACGAGGAGGAGCUGAAAGACAGAGGCCCCGGGGACAAUAAAGAUUGGCAUCGAAAAUCUAAAGAGGCAGACAGGCAGUACGACAUUCCCCCGCAGCACCGGCUGCCCAAGCAGCCCAAAGACAGCGGCUUCCUGGUGGAGCAGGUGUUCAGCCCUCACCCCUACCCCGCCUCCCUCAAAGCCCACAUGAAGAGCAACCCUCUGUACACGGACAUGCGACUGACAGAGCUGGCCGAGGUGAAGCGGGGCCAGCCUUCUUGGACCAUCGAGGAGUAUGCGCGAAAUGCGGGCGACAAGGGCAAGCUGACAGCUCUGGACCUGCAGGCACAAGAAUCUUUAAACCCAAACAACUUAGAAUACUGGAUGGAAGAUAUUUAUACUCCAGGCUACGACUCCUUGCUAAAACGCAAAGAAGCCGAAUUCAGACGAGCCAAGGUCUGCAAAAUAGCAGCUCUGAUUGCGGCUGCCGCAUGCACAGUCAUCCUGGUCAUUGUUGUGCCCAUCUGCACCAUGAAGUCCUGAGUCGAUGGACACAGUAUUACGGACAGCUUAGGGCUACCAGUGUCUUCCCGUGUUUUAAAAUCUUGCGGCAAAAGUCGUAACCGUUUGUUGAACUAAAGACGAAAUCUUGGAGACUUUUCUGAAAAUGCUGUAGGUGGUCUUCAGAAAAUAUACAUUCUAGAGAGAAAUCUACCUACCUAUUAGCUUUGACUUAACUACUUUGAUGCAUUUUUAGAAGUGUAAUAUUUUUUUCCCACCAAAAGAAUGUAAUGAACUACCAGUAGAUCCAAAAUUAAUUUCAAGCAAAAAAAAAAAAAAAGAGAUUAAUUGGACUCUUCCCAUUUUGAUGAAGUUUUACGGUGGGGAAUAUGCUAUACAGAAUAUAUUUAAUACAUUCCUCUUUGGGGGAAGCUAAGGGAGAUGGCAAGAUGAGAAGAAAAAGUAGAUGUUCUAUUUUCCUGAAUGUUCUUAGAUGGUUGUUGGUAAAGUAGUAGAGAUGUAUCCAUAAAGGAUGUUAUUUCUCUGCUGGCUUGUUAAGGGCUACGGACUCUUCAUUCUUGCCCUUCUGUCACUGGUAUGGUCCUCACUGCAGAUCUUCAUGGAAACAUUCUGGACCUUCUUCCUUGUGCCCUCAGUAGGAAGGAGCUAGACUGCCAAAUCAGGAAUGACAUCAAGUGUGUUCUCUCUGCUUAAUGGGCCAACGUAUUCAGGCCAGACUUCCCCUCCUCAGCCCCAAGGUGUUGGGGGCCUGCUUGCUAACCAUGUAAGGCCAAUAUUUGAAAAUCAUGGCUAUCCCAAAGGAUCUCCCUUUCUGCUUUGGCGCGUGGCACCACUCCUUGGUUUCCUGUCUGGUACCAGAUGCUCUGCUUCUCACACAUGAGUUGAAGAGUUUGAAAUUUGUCCUUGUGCCUUGAAGAGUAGAAACAAUGGCUAAACUUUGACUUUCGAGCCAUAAACUAUGGUUUCCGUGCACCACUAAUGAUAGCCAUUUCCCAUGGCUUUAAAAAGAUGUCGAA